Messenger RNA from Eremomyces bilateralis CBS 781.70, 735 nucleotides. Its product is annotated as HET-domain-containing protein. The transcript has 2 exons. The annotation marks the transcript as partial. NCBI's taxonomy places the organism in Eukaryota, Fungi, Ascomycota, Dothideomycetes, Eremomycetales, Eremomycetaceae. The record is from RefSeq and is a predicted model, not a curated record.
AUGCGGUUGCUCAACGUAUCAACACGGAAACUUGAGGAGUUUCAGGGCCCGCGGCCACGGUACGCGAUCCUAUCACAUACCUGGGGCAAAGAGGAGGUAACCUUUGAGGACCUCAAGACCAGCGACUAUACCGAGAAGCUAGGGUACAAGAAGAUCGAUGGGUGCUGCAAGCAGGCUCAAAAAGCUCGGAUCGAAUACGUCUGGAUCGAUACUUGUUGUAUCAAUAAGUCAAGCAGUGCGGAACUAUCUGAAGCAAUCAACUCCAUGUUUGAGUGGUAUGCAAGAUCGCGGGUCUGCUAUAUAUACCUGAGCGAUGUGCCGCCUGCAAGCCUUGAUGAGCACAAAAAGCCCGGCUCUCUGUUUCGGUCGAGUCGAUGGUUCACAAGAGGAUGGACCCUGCAAGAGUUGCUCGCACCAAAGAAUCGAAUGUUGUUUGAUUCAAGCUGGCAGCAAGUCAAAAUACUGAGUGAAAUCACCGAUAUCCGCAUCGAGUGUCUUCAAACUAUAGCCAAUCGAUCUCGGCGGCUCCGCACGCCACUGCACGAGUUCUCAGUCUCGGAGCGGAUGUCUUGGGCGUCUCGAAGGAAAACAACAAGAGAAGAGGAUGUGGCAUAUUGUCUACUCGGAAUUUUUGGUGUAAACAUGCCUCUACUCUAUGGUGAAGGAAAGCGUGCGUUUCAUCGUUUGCAAGAGGAGAUCAUACGCAUGACCCCGGAUGAGACGAUACUCUGUUGG